CUAUACGAUCGAAAAUACCUUCUGUAUCGUAUGCGAAGAACGGGAGAAGAGGAAACGGCCGUCGAACUGCGGCUCUGCAUACCAAAAGACCAGAAGACCACAAUCCUACAAGCCUGCCACGACGACGUUACAUCCGGACACCUCGGAGAGAAACGCACCCACGACAGAGUUACACAACGCUACUACUGGCAUGGGAUCACCCGAGAUAUAGAAAACUACAUUAAGGCCUGUGCAGACUGUCAGUCACGGAAGAAAGGAAAAUACAGGAAACCACCCGGGUUCCUAGAGCUGACACAAGUAGAAAAACCAUGGGAUCGCGUAGAAAUGGAUAUCCUUGGCCCCUUCCCCACCUCAUCGCUAGGCAAUCGCUACAUUAUUGUAGCGGUUGACUACGUCACCAAGUGGGCGGAAGCGGUAGCCCAGCCGGUCGCAGGAGCAGAACAAGUUGCAGAGUUCUUCGUGAAGGAGAUUCUGCUACGACACGGAGCCCCCAGGAAACUGACGACAGACCAAGGAAAAUGUUUCGUCGCGACCAUGAUGCAACGAGUACUUGCAGCCAUGGAGACCAAUCACCAGACCACGACAGCCUACCACCCACAAGCAAACGGACUAGUAGAGCGACUGAACCACACCUUGGCGGACAAGUUGUCCAUGUACGUGAGCAGGGAUCACAAAGAUUGGGAUGCCACACUGCCGUUUGUACGGUUCGCUUACAACACGAGCAGACAGGAAACGACCGGCAAAUCUCCUUUCUUUUUAAUGCACGGCCGGCACCCCGUACUACCACUGGAUACCAUCUUCGGGGCGACCCCAGAUCCGCAUCAGCUAGUGCCAGUGGAAGCCGGAGGACCAGAUAAAUACGAGAUAUGGAUGCUCAGAAACCUUCAGAGAGUAUUCGCGGAAGUGGACGACCGGAGCCAACGGGCACAACGGAAGUAUAAACAACACUACGACACACACCACCGAGAAGGAGAAAAAUUCCACCCGACACAACAGGUGCUAGUCUACAGACUUACAAGGAAAGUAGGUCUCGCCGAAAAACUACUCCACCGUUGGAAUGGCCCGUACAGUAUAUUGUGACAGAUAACCCCACUUAACUAUGAAGUUUAACUCAACAACAGCAAAAACACCGAGGUGGUACAUGUAGAACGCCUCAAAAGCUUCGUCGACCUCACCCAACCCGCACCAAAUACAGAGGGUGGAGAGCAGUCAACGGACAGAGGGGGAAGCGAAGGAACAACAAACAAGAUGUCCAAAGUAGAAGGACUAGCUCACCCAAGGAAACAACUGACAGAGAAGAGAGUUAGGUUCACAACACCCCCUAAAGAGCCGCAACAACCCACCGCAGAAGCAGAUGAACCCGUUACCCGUGAGGAGACCGACCAGAACCGACGAUACCCACUACGCAUACGCAAAAAACGAUUUGCAUUGGCGACGACACUCCUAUACAGUAUGGUACUAUCACUGACAGCACACACACCCCCGGCAGAGACAAGAGCACAAGUGAUAACAAAAACACCAGCCACCUGGUGGUCGAUGGCAUUACUACUGGCUGCAACGAGACAAACACCCAUAGAUGGCGCACUCGAGGUGAAGCUGUCAUCCCAUGGCGUUAUAUUCCAAUCUAUGGGAGAACGUUUCUUCUCCGAUUCGGAAUGGGUUGUCGUCACCGACGUCUCGUUUAACCAAGGAGAAAAAGUAGCAAAUGAACUCAAGAUGUGGCUAAUUGAAAAAACCAAAUUACCCGUAUUAGGCAGUUCCAGCAAUAAGGAUUUCCAGAGUAUGUUACCAUCAGCAAAGACGAACGACCAACCGUCCAAAACACAAACUCAGGACAUACUCAGCUACAAUCCAUCCAACGCCGAGAAAGCUCAACAACAGUUAACAACAAUUGUCCGUGACCGAGCGGUAUACGAGUUGACAAGACUAGAAACUAUAGAGAGGAAUUACCAAGGCCUAAAAACAUCUAUCAGACAAAGUAGAAACAAACGAGGACUGGUCAAUGGAGGAGGCAAGAUCUUGAAUUGGCUAUUCGGUGUGUCUACGACAGAAGAUCUAGACCAAGUCAACAACCAAGUCGCCAAACUACCCACCGAGACGACGGCCAUUGUCCACGCCUUGGAAACCCAUACAACACUGAUCAACGAGUCGAUGUGGGAGCUGCAAGCCAGCAAAGAGGCAGCAGACGCCCUCCAGCGGUCAUGUCUAACACUCGACAAAGAACUGAACAACGCGAAAAGGACAAUUGACAAUUUUUCUCGCGAGAUGAAGUGGGAUUGGAAAUCUUGAGAUAAGGUAGACAACGCAUUCAGAGCGGUAGACAUCACCAUAGAGGGGCUACAACAACUAGUUGAGAGAUUGAGCGGAGGGCUAGCAAGAGCCGCUAUGGGGAAGAUUUCUCCCGCCCUAUUUUCUCCAGCACAAAUGCAAACAGUCAUCUCAGACAUAAAGAUCAACCUACCAACCGGCUGGGCCCCAACACCUGCAACAUAGGCAGGAGACACGUGGAAAUCGUACCAAGAAGCCGCGGUGACAGCAGCAGCUAUCGAAAACGGCAUCAGACUCUUCAUCCACAUUCCCAUCUUCGAAUUCACUAGAGCAAUCACCCUGUACAGAGUCAACGGGAUGGC
Messenger RNA from Daphnia magna, 2630 nucleotides. RefSeq lists its product as uncharacterized. NCBI's taxonomy places the organism in Eukaryota, Metazoa, Arthropoda, Branchiopoda, Diplostraca, Daphniidae. The record is from RefSeq and is a predicted model, not a curated record. The coding region runs from base 1249 to 2289 and encodes 346 amino acids. The transcript has a single exon.